GCAGGGGGCACGCGCUCAAAGUUUUGGGCUUGCGCGUCAGGCCGGAGAUGAGGAUGAUGCACCUUUCCAAGUCUUCAACUCAAGUCGCAGCAAUCACACUCGUCGAACACAACAACAAUCGCAACGGUCGCAAAUACAGGCAGGCGCAGAUGAGCACUCCAUCGGCGUAGCCAGGACCACACGGCAGCGACCUUCGACACGAACAACUUCCAGAUUCCAUAACGCUUCUCAGCAUCGUACAGCACCCUCAUACACGUCUCAGAAAUCAUUAGUGUCUUCUUACAACGGAACAUCGUAUUUUCCUUCAGGGUCUUCUGCAGCUGCGAUGUCGUACCGCGAUUACCCGCACGCGCAGCAUCGCCCACUGAUCGACCUCAUACCUGCGCACCACGAUGACGUCGAUGCUUCUGACGAAGAAGACGACUUCUACAGCAAAGAAGACGACCAACUCAUACACCCAAAGUGGCAGGCACUGAUCACGCAAACAUCGAACCGCGUUCCUCGCAAAUUACAGCGCUGUGUCGUCAUAGUUCUCGCAUUCGCAUUCCUGUUCCUUGUAAGCUGGAAAGCAUACUUUGGACCACGAUACGCCGCGCAGCUACAGGAAUUGAAGGAUAUGGAUGAGACACCAACAAUGAGCUACGGGAGCAAUGUGCGCCCAGAGUUCAAGAGCAUGAUUCAGGUCAGGGACAUGGACAGCCAACACAUACCUAAGAAGGGGCACAGGCUAGUCUUUGUCGGCGAUGUCCAUGGAUGCAGGGAGGAGUUGGAGCACUUGCUGAAGAAGGUUGACUUUAACAAGAAGCAUGACCAUCUCGUCUUGACCGGCGACAUGAUCGCAAAGGGCCCCGACUCGCCGGGCGUCAUCUCGCUGGCUGAGAAGCUCGGCGCGUCCUGUGUGCGCGGCAACUGGGAAGACAAACUCCUCCUCAGCAUCGCCGAGUCUGAGGCACGCCACCUCGACACACUCCCAGGUCCCGACGAGUCCCCCGACCGCAAGACAGACUUCCUCGACGAAGCAUCACACAGUCACGGCGACUACGCGCUUCGCAAACUCGCCAAGUCCUUUUCCAAGCACCAGAUUGCAUACCUUCAGGAAUGCCCUGUCAUUCUACGUAUAGGCAACGUUCCCAACCUCGGCGAAUUCGCAGUCGUCCACGCCGGCCUCGUUCCAAACAUACCUCUUGAGCAACAAGAUCCCUUCCACGUCAUGAACAUGCGCACCAUCGAUCUCAAGACACGCAUCCCCAGCUCGAAGCACGAUGGCACACCAUGGGAGAAGUUCUGGAAUCAUCAACAGAAGAGGAAAGAAGAGCACGAGCGCUUGAGUGUUGUAUAUGGGCAUAACAGGAAGAAGGGUUUGAACUUGCAGGAGUUCACGUUUGGACUGGACAGUGGGUGUGUUAGUGGGGGCAAGUUGACGGGGCUUGUGGUAGAUCACAAGGGAAAGACGGAGAUUGUGCAGGUCAAGUGUCAUCAGGAGAAUGGCUGGGACAAGGACUAGAUCUAUGAGAUUAGGUAGCAUUCGUGAGGCGUUUAGGUAGUGUUAAGCAUGGCAUUGUAGGCGUUCGGACAGCAUACCACACCAGUAGCGUUCGGGACAUCCCCGGACGAUAUACACAUGUAGAAUACACCAUUUCACAAAACACACACUAAUUUAUUCACCUGUC
Molecule: messenger RNA, 1670 nt
Organism: Macroventuria anomochaeta
Lineage: Eukaryota; Fungi; Ascomycota; Dothideomycetes; Pleosporales; Didymellaceae
Product: ser/Thr protein phosphatase-like protein family
Exons: 1
Coding region: 326-1504 (392 amino acids)
Biological process (GO): polyphosphate catabolic process
Cellular component (GO): cytoplasm
Molecular function (GO): phosphatase activity; endopolyphosphatase activity
Source: RefSeq, a predicted model, not a curated record